Messenger RNA from Apis mellifera (honey bee), 907 nucleotides. It is a transcript of the gene Chchd3, whose product is annotated as MICOS complex subunit MIC25. Gene Ontology annotation, biological process: inner mitochondrial membrane organization. The transcript has 3 exons. Lineage: Eukaryota; Metazoa; Arthropoda; Insecta; Hymenoptera; Apidae. The record is from RefSeq and is a predicted model, not a curated record. Gene Ontology annotation, cellular component: MICOS complex. Bases 237 to 809 code for a protein of 190 amino acids.
AUAUUUUGAAAAUUAAUAAAUAUCUAAAGCCAAAAGUUUAUUACAGUUUAUCUCCCCUUCCUAUUACCCUUCUUAAAUUUCAAGUCCAUCAGUUACCAGUGCUUCGGAAAUAAAACAAAUCUGCGUAAUUAAUUUUAUGCUUCAUUCAAUGAAAAAAAAACUUGUCUUAUUAAAGAUAAAAAUUUGAAAAACAUCAGGUGUGAAUUUAUUAAAAACAAAUUUAAAUUUUAUUUAAUAUGGGUUCUGGACAAAGUGCACGUAAACUUACUAUAAAUAAUGAAGAAAUAGAUGUUAUAGAAAUAUCAGAGUCUGUUGUGGAGCGAUUAACUCAAAAAAUGAAUGAAGAAAAACCUAAUGUAGCAAAUGAAGUAAGAUCUGCUACUUUAACAGAUUCUAAAAAGACUGCAUCUUCACAAUUAUCUCAGAGUGAUAUACCGGUGAAUGCUGGAUAUCCCAUAUAUCAGCCACAAUUAACUUUAACUGCUCUUCAAAUACAGCAACAGAAAGAAAAAGAAUUUCGAAAUCAGGAUAAUUAUUGGCAAAAACGUUUGCAGGAUUUGGAACAAAAACAUUCAGAAAUUAAUAAUAUUAUUAAUGCAGAAUAUAAAAAAGCUGCAGAGCAAUUAAAUGCCAAUGAUAAGGAUGGCAUAAAUGCUCAAGAUACUAUUCAACCAUGUAAAAGCAAUUCUGAUAAAGUGUUCAAAUGUUAUCAAGAUUAUCCUAAAGAAAUUUUAAACUGUUCUAGUUUAGUUGAAGAAUUUUCUAAUUGUGUAGAUCAACGCCGAGCACAAGUGAUUGCAGCACGUUAAUGUAUUUUAAUAUUAAAUCAUUGAUAGUCUAACUAAAUGUAAUGUAAAUUUAAUAAUAAAUUUUAGUUUUUGAAAAUAAAUUAUACAAUAUAAUCAGA